AUGGCAUACACAUUAUAUCCCGAGAGCUCACUUUCUGUUAAGGAGCAGUGGUUUGAAGCGCAACUGAAGCGCUACGAAAAAAAUGCUUAUGAAGGGUGCUACAGCGAGGAAGUUGCGGCGUUGAAGGACUUCUACAACGGCAAGACAAACGCAGAACAGGCCGCCACUGCAAUCACGCAACCCAUCUCUAAGUCUUCGAUUAAAGAUCUUGGAGGCUACUCCGACGAUAUCGUAGCACUCAGCCAGUUAUGGAGUCUACUCAAGAACGCACUUAUCGAAUGGCCAUCAUCUCGUACACCAGACCUUGUCGCUCUUCUUUCAGCGAUCACUCAAGUCACCGACGCUAUCCACCGUGGUGAACUCCUCGACGACGCGGAUGAAAAGCCAGUGCUAUGGGCAGGACUUCCCUGGUUUCGGAUGAUCUGGUCAGACGCUUUCUGGAGAACACCGGGACAGAUUGCACGACAAGCCAAAGACGCAGCAUCGCGGAAGCAUGAAUGUGAGGUCUACAUCAAACAACAAGAUGUGGAAGCUCGACUUGUUGCAGCCGGAAUCUUUGAAUGGGAUCGCGCGCCUCGGUUCAUGGUCCGAACGCUUGAGCGGACGCCUAACCCAGACGACGCGCAUGACGCAGCUGGCGAUGGCGACGCUGAGUUCCAGCUCAAACCGGAAUUCCAUAUGCCCGCUGCGAGCAAAUGGGUGGAGCACAACGGCGAGAGGCUCUACAGUAGCCUUGACGAGCUGAAGCAUUGGAACGAAAGGAAUGCCCAUGGUGAGAUGAUGCAAUUCGACUCGCCAUCGGAGCGCUGGGAGUUCUGGCAGAAGAGGUUACUCGACAUUGCAGAAGGUACUGGGGUGGAUGAAGUCACACGAGACGCGGCACGCAGUACUGCACAGCGUAUGCGCAAGGUUGGUCAAAAGAUAUUAUAG
This is a messenger RNA of Ascochyta rabiei, 930 nucleotides long. RefSeq lists its product as uncharacterized. Lineage: Eukaryota; Fungi; Ascomycota; Dothideomycetes; Pleosporales; Didymellaceae. The coding region runs from base 1 to 930 and encodes 309 amino acids. The transcript has 2 exons. The record is from RefSeq and is a predicted model, not a curated record.